GCUCAUUGCCACUGAGCUAUACAACAGGGAGUCCUCCUCGAAUUUCUGUAACUUCGUCGCCAUCUUUUUUGCUUCAGUUGAUGAUGGCGAGCACUCCCUUCAGUCCAGGAAUUAUAGUACAGCUCAGUGCUCAAUGCAUUCAAUCAUUUCAAUGGUUCAAUCAUAGUCUCACAGAUCAACCAAGUUUGGAACACUCAACAUUUCAACAUGGAAGGUUUUAAAAGAAAAGACUGAAAAGUGUGAAAAGACAAGUAUCCAUAAAAGUGAUAAAACAUGGUUGCCUUUAGUCUUUGUUCUCACAAGGUAUCAGACUACCAGUCUCUUAAAGCUUGAUUAGCACAGUACAACUAAUCCUAGUGUAAAUUUUAAUCAGCUGUUUUUGUUGCAAUUUAACCCAAUUUUCGUCAUGGUUAUUGUUUGUUUGUUUCUGGCAGCUUUCAAAAUUGAACGGCCCUAACUUUUAACUAGAUAAUAUAAGGUGUUGUGUGAUUUGAGUCUGUUGACACACUUUUGAAAGUUUGGUUUUUCAGUUUGCCUUCUUCAUCCGUUUCCUGUAACGUUGGAAAUAACUGUUUCCAGAAAAGCAAAGUGGAAACACUAUUAUUUUGACAGCCUCUAAGCAACCGGCGUUCGUGAAAUCGAUUCUAUUAUUGUGUGUUUGACUUGUUGGAUUCAAUCGAACUUUAUCUGUGCUUUAUGCACUAAGCUAAGCUUCUUACGUUUCAGCUAACAUAUAUUGUAGUCGUAAAAAACGAAGAGGCAUCGAGGUCGUCAUAUUGGGUAUGCCUUAUACUCAUAUUCGGUGCCAUAAGUAAACGAUAAUAAUUAUUUAAUUACAAGGAACGUAAACAUCUUCCAAAAUUAGCGUUCGGAAGACAAGCGAGACUACGAUGGCUACAGAUAUUGUAGCAACUUGGGACGUUGCUUUAUCUGAUGGCAUACAUACCGUUCUCUUUGAACAUGGUACGACCACUGGCAAACGAGUCAUAGUUUUAGAUGGGGUCGAGAUCCUGCGACGAAACUGGAUGUUUCGUUUAGUGGGAAAGGAAGAAUUUCCCAUUGGCAGGAAAACAAAGGCAACUAUACGAAUUGAAGCUGUGAGCGGUUUUUCGUAUGAGUAUACGCUUGAUGUUAAUGGUAAGCCGCUAAAAAAGUUCACAGAAAACCGAAGGAAGACAGCAAAGGUUUGGAGGUUUAUUCACGGUGGUGUAGAAACAAGAGUUGUUUUUGAAAAGAAUAGCAUGGACGUGUGGUGUAAUGGAGAAGUACUUGAGACUGCAGGAGAAUUUGUUGAUGGUGGCACUGAAACGCAUUUCAAACUCCACAAUAAAUACAAUGCUUAUAUCAAAGCAAUCAGUUCUGGAAAGCGAAGGAAUGGGAUCAUUCACACAUUGUUUGUUGAAGACCAAGAAAUUCCAGAGACAGAUAUGGAUGUCUAAACGAAGAACCAUGGACGUAACGAUAUAUAGGUGCUUAUAGUUGACGAGUGCCGGGUGGGAUAAAUAUUCGUAUAUAUUGCCAUGUGCCCAUGUGCUGGUCUUAAAAAAUGGUUGCUCGUACAUUUAUGAAUAUACAUCCUCCCCAAAUUAUUGUGACAAGUUACGUCCAUGUGAACGACCUCGUGCUCCAUUUAGAUUGUAACAGUAGGGAAAGUGGCUUGUAAUGAAAACCAUAGCUAAUUCUGUUCACCUAAUGUAAAUGUGCAAUCUGAUUGGCUGGCUAAUAUAGCUGACGAUGAGAGCUAGAUGGCGAACAGGGAAUUACACUAGACUUUGACAAACUGGAAAACACCAAUUUUUACCAUUAAUUUUAAUAGCCACAACGACAAUAAAAAGACAGAAAAACUUAAUUCUUUACCGUUUCGUGUUAGAUCUAGAAACCCCUUCUCCUUGAAUAUAAAAAAGUAUUUGCAUUGUAUAAUACUUAAAAAAAUAAAAUACAAUCAGCAGUGUUUUAAUUCUAUCCCAGGUUUAAACUAGGUUAAUCUCUGUUAGAGAGUUUGGGAAAUACGACAAUGUCAACUGCAACGUUGCGCAUCAACCAUUGUAUCGGUCAUUAAAAGACAAAAUAAAAUGUAAAUUACGUGGUCUCAAACAUUGCACAUUGCCGUAGUUGCUGAUACUUUUUCGUAAUUUCCACCAAUUUCGCGGGGCAUGACCGCGUGUACGCGGCAACAGCUAAUGUGAUCAAUGUUGUUCAGAGUGUUGACAUGCUAUUAACAAACUUCGGACAGGCUCACGAAGGACCUGCCACACUCUGUAGCAGUUGUUCGUUGGCUGUGAAAAAACACAAAUGGACCUGGAAGACAUUUGAACCGGUCAGUAUCAAUCGC
This is a messenger RNA of Dendronephthya gigantea, 2332 nucleotides long. RefSeq names its product fas apoptotic inhibitory molecule 1-like. NCBI's taxonomy places the organism in Eukaryota, Metazoa, Cnidaria, Anthozoa, Malacalcyonacea, Nephtheidae. The record is from RefSeq and is a predicted model, not a curated record. The coding region runs from base 891 to 1439 and encodes 182 amino acids. The transcript has 3 exons. Gene Ontology annotation, biological process: negative regulation of extrinsic apoptotic signaling pathway via death domain receptors; canonical NF-kappaB signal transduction; positive regulation of neurogenesis.